Molecule: messenger RNA, 1271 nt
Organism: Capsicum annuum
Lineage: Eukaryota; Viridiplantae; Streptophyta; Magnoliopsida; Solanales; Solanaceae
Product: NADPH-dependent aldehyde reductase 1, chloroplastic
Exons: 4
Coding region: 55-1095 (346 amino acids)
Molecular function (GO): oxidoreductase activity
Source: RefSeq, a predicted model, not a curated record
UUCCAAAGUAUUUAUCCAUUCUUCACUUUCCAUUACUUCUCCACGUAUAUAUACAUGUCCUCUCGCUUUCUACAUUGUUCAGUAAGAGCUUUGUCUUCCACUUUCUUCACCACUCACCUAGUUUCUCCAUCUAGCAGUUUUCUUACGACUUUCUGUUUAAAUAAGGCCAAGAUAAAAAGAUCGUAUCCUCCCGUUAAUAUUAUUGUCAGAUCAAUGGCUUCAGAUGGCCAAACAUUCCCACCCCAGAGACAGGAAACUCAGCCUGGCAAAGAACACGUCAUGGACCCUACUCCUCACUUUUCUAGCCAGGAUUAUAAGCCUGCUAACAAGCUUCAAGGAAAAAUAGCGCUGGUGACAGGAGGCGAUUCCGGGAUUGGACGAGCAGUGUGCCAUUGCUUUGCGCUGGAGGGUGCAACUGUGGCCUUCACUUACGUCAAGUCUCAAGAAGAAAAAGAUGCACAAGACACGCUUAAAUUGCUAAUGCAAGCCAAGGGGGCAGAUGCAAAGGACCCAAUGGCUGUGCCAACAGACUUGGGUUUCGACGACAAUUGCAAGAGAGUGGUGGAUGAGGUUGUGAAUGCCUAUGGCCGUAUUGAUAUUCUGGUGAACAAUGCUGCAGAGCAGUAUGAGGCUAGCUCGGUUGAGGAGAUCAAUGAGGAAAGGCUUGAGAGAGUAUUCAGAACUAACAUCUUCUCUUACUUCUUUCUCACUAGGCAUGCUUUGAAACACAUGAAGGAAGGUAGCAGCAUAAUAAAUAGCACAUCAGUGAAUGCAUACAAGGGGAAUGCCAAGCUGCUUGAUUACACGGCCACAAAGGGGGCAAUUGUUGCAUUUACUAGAGGACUUUCCCUUCAGCUUGUUGAGAGGGGCAUACGCGUUAACGGCGUUGCCCCUGGUCCAAUUUGGACACCACUGAUUCCAGCUUCGUUUUCUGAAGAGGCAUGUGCAAAUUUUGGUAAAGAAGUACCAAUGAAGAGGGCUGGUCAGCCUAUAGAAGUGGCCCCAUCGUAUGUUUUCCUGGCUUCUUGUCCUGAAUCCUCCUAUAUAACUGGCCAAGUCCUCCACCCUAAUGGUGGGACGAUAGUCAAUGGUUAAAGAAAGCCUGCUCUUUGGGAGCUUUUGUCAACCUUCAUGGAAUGCUAUGAUCUGUUUUGUGUUAGGUUUUAGAUGUUUCUCUGUGUUUUGUACUUGGUCAUAGUGAAGUGGUAUCAAUAAAAUAAUACUCCACUCUGUAUGUUUAUAAGUUUGCAAUAUACUCUGUUUUGUCUCUC